AUGGCACAGCAGGGACAACCGCAAACCGUGCCACCAGUGGAACCAUGCUGGAGUUACCCGAUAUACCAAGCGUACCUGGCCCGGAUUGACCCGACUGCGCAGCCCUACGGCGACGUUGUCGAUCACUUCUAUUUUAAUUUUCUACGCCAACAGCAUUGGAAUGUCUAUUUGACCAACAUGCGUGAUCAACAAGCCCACCAUGUCAUUGCCGUCGAGGCUAGGUGGUUUCCCUCCGACACUUCGCCUGGUUGGGAGAACAACUACGACUGGACGGAUGUCUGGGAGACGCUCCGGGCCCAUAUGCUCUCCGAUUGGACCAUGCGGACGACAGUGCAAACCACGUACGGCAUCGUGGCAGUUGGCGACCGCGUUCGCUUUUACUACAUGUCUAGGAAUGAUCUUGAGGGUAGACUUCGUACCUGGAAUGGCCAUCCUGUGGAUGCCCCGGUGGCGGAUGAGUCGCCCAUGUUGAACAUUCAUAGCCUUGUUGACCAGGGAGUGAUUCAUCAGCUGAUGCUUCGUAUGCGUCAGGAUGUUCUCUCUGGGUGCAAUACCUACUAG
Molecule: messenger RNA, 561 nt
Organism: Aspergillus neoniger CBS 115656
Lineage: Eukaryota; Fungi; Ascomycota; Eurotiomycetes; Eurotiales; Aspergillaceae
Exons: 2
Coding region: 1-561 (186 amino acids)
Source: RefSeq, a predicted model, not a curated record